AUGCCCUUGAAAGUGGCAUUUAAAUGUACAAGUUCUCUCUCACCUUUUUUUUUAUCUUGGUCUCUCUCGUUUGUUCAUGUGAUCUCUCGCUUUGUCUUUCACUACUCAGCAAUAUGUACUCUAGUUCUCAUUUAUAAGUUCUUAUUCUUGUUUACUUGCUCUCUCUUGUUUGUGUGCUCAUUCUCUUUCUUGCUCUCUCUCUCUGGUUUGUGCGCUCUCUCUCUCUCUCUCUCUCUCUCUCUCUGGUUUGUGCGCUCUCUCUCUCUCUCUCUCUCUCUCUCUGGUUUUGCUCUCUCUCUCUCUGGUUUGUGUUUCUCUGCUUCUCUCUCUCUCUGGUUUGUGCGCUCUCUCUCUCUCUGGUUUGUGCGCUCUCUCUCUCUCUCUGGUUUGUGCGCUCUCUCUCUGGUUUGUGCUCUCUCUCUCUCUCUCUGGUUUGUGCGCUCUCUCUCUCUGGUUGUCGCUCUCUCUCUCUCUGGUUUGCUCUCUCUCUCUCUCUGGUUUGUGCGCUCUCUCUCUCUCUCUGGUUUUGCUCUCUCUCUCUCUGGUUUCUGCUCUCUCUCUCUCUCUCUGGUUUGCAGCUCUCUCUCUCUCUCAGCGCUCUCUCUCUCUCUCUGGUUUCUCUCUCUCUCUCUCUGGUUUGUCGCUCUCUCUCUCUCUCUGGUUUGUGCUCUCUCUCUCUCUGGUUACGCUCUCUCUCUCUGGUUUUCUCUCUCUCUCUCUGGUUUUAGCGCUCUCUCUCUCUGGUUUGUGCGCUCUCUCUCUCUGGUUUGUGCGCUCUCUCUCUCUCUCUCUGGUUUGUGCUCUCGCUCUCUCUCUCUCUGGUUUUUCGCUCUCUCUCUCUGA
This is a messenger RNA of Acanthosepion pharaonis, 843 nucleotides long. NCBI's taxonomy places the organism in Eukaryota, Metazoa, Mollusca, Cephalopoda, Sepiida, Sepiidae. The record is from the annotation of a GenBank genome assembly.